AUGUCACGACCAGGCCCUUCGAGAAACCUCACCUUGACGGAGGAGCUCGAGAAGCUCGAGCAAUCAAUCACCCUCACCCUGCAGGAGAUCGACCACAACUUCAGCAAGGCGCACCGCAUCGUGACGAGCAGCAUCCUGCCCCUCGUCGAGCAGUACGGCGAGCACUCCAAGAACGUCUGGGAGGCGUCCAAGUUCUGGAAGCAGUUCUUCGAGGCCUCGGCCAACGUCUCGCUCUCCGGCUACGAGGAGCUGGCCAACGAGAAUGGCGGCGAAGACAACACGGCCAGCGUGACCGAAGGCGCCGGCGGAGACGACGAGACGACCCGCAUUGCGGACUCGACCACGUCCGAAGAGGAAGAACACGAAUACACGCCCGCAGGCCACGACCAGGAUGACACGGGCGACCAGUCGGCGUACGCGGAACAUACCCGGCAUCGCGAUGUCGAGGAUUCCCUGCUCGAUGACGGUUCUCUGGCGGGUAGCACCCCCAGGCCGCCGGCCACGAAAUCCAUGAGGACGAUGCAGUUUGCGGAGAUGGACAGCCCUUACGAAACUCUCCGCCGCGAGAUGAAGAACGAGGCUGCAGCGACCAGCAGCCAUGAUUUCAUGCACCAUGACGAGGACGAGGAUGAGGACGACACAAUGCAACUGCCAGAUAUGGCGACACAGACGAGACUGCCGGACAUGUCGAUGAACCCAAUGUCGUCAAGCAUUCUCGAGGCGCCGUCGCCGAUGCAGGAUCGCGGGGCAAAGGGCAAGAACAAAGAUCCGUUGCUCCACAAGUUACUGGACAAGAACUACAGGAUCCAGGCUACGCCGCAUAAGCUGUCUCCCGUCAAGCUACCUCCGGGACGGGCGCCCGUAGAAGACAAGGAUCUGACGCGGCGCGCUCUGUGGCAGAACAGCCCCAUGAGCUCGCCCGAGAUUGCGGCGCCGACCCUCCGGACGAACCUCUAUAGCGCGGCAUCUCCUUUGAAAUCGAGAGGCAUGCCAAGGGGACUAGGAGAUGGGCCGAGAACACCGGGCGUCAGUGUACAGACACCUGCUACGUCACGUAAAACAAGAGAUGUCUUCGCAGAGGAGAAGGGCAAGAGCAAGAGGGAUCCGGACGAGAUGUAUUGGAGCGACGAUGACGACGAUGAGGCCUUUGGCGGCAUGAGUCCUCCGAAAACUAUUCAGUUUGCCUUGCCGCCGAGCAAGCUCAUGCAAACCCCUGCACGAGAAGCGAGCAAGCGCAUUGUAGAUGAUAUCUUGUUGACGGCUGGUGCGGCCCCUCAAUAUCUCGAGGACGAAGAAUACAGUCCGACGAUGGUGAAGAUGAACAAGGACAUACUAGACGAUACAUUUUAG
This is a messenger RNA of Truncatella angustata, 1350 nucleotides long. Its product is annotated as DASH complex subunit Ask1-domain-containing protein. The record is from RefSeq and is a predicted model, not a curated record. NCBI's taxonomy places the organism in Eukaryota, Fungi, Ascomycota, Sordariomycetes, Amphisphaeriales, Sporocadaceae. The transcript has 2 exons. Gene Ontology annotation, cellular component: mitotic spindle; DASH complex; mitotic spindle pole body. Gene Ontology annotation, biological process: attachment of spindle microtubules to kinetochore. The coding region runs from base 1 to 1350 and encodes 449 amino acids.